Molecule: messenger RNA, 1441 nt
Organism: Otolemur garnettii (small-eared galago)
Lineage: Eukaryota; Metazoa; Chordata; Mammalia; Primates; Galagidae
Gene: SYCP3
Product: synaptonemal complex protein 3
Exons: 8
Coding region: 1-714 (237 amino acids)
Biological process (GO): meiotic cell cycle; spermatid development
Cellular component (GO): synaptonemal complex
Source: RefSeq, a predicted model, not a curated record
AUGGGGCACCCUGGAAAAAAGCGUUCUGGGAAAUCUGGGAAGUCGCCAGUGGAGGAUCAGGUUGUAAGAGCCUAUGCCGCGGAGGAAGAAGAUAGAAAAGAGCUGAGUGGUUCAGAGGAAGGGGAAGUCACUGAAGGAAAGACUCCAGUAAUUGAUAAACAAGUGAAGAAAAGGGUUUCUGCAGGAGUAAAUGAAGAUGUUGGGGGUGAAGUACAGAAUAUGCUGGAAAGAUUUGGAGCUGACAUUAAUAAGACUCUAAUGGCGAAGAGACAAAGACUAGAAAUGUAUACCAAAGCUUCUAUCAAAAGCAGCAACCAGAAAUUUGAAAAUGUUUGGAAGUCACAACAAGAGCAAAGGCGGAAGCUUAGCCAAGAAUAUUCUCAGCAGUUUGUGACUUUGUUUCAGCAAUGGGAUACAGACGUGCAGGGCUAUGACGAACAAGAUGAGAAACUAAUUAGUAUUUUUCGACAGCAACAAAAGUUAUUUCAACAAUCUAGAGUUGUUCAGAGCCAGAGACUGAAAACAGUUAAACAGUUAUAUGAGCAGUAUGUAAAGAGUAUGGAGGACUUAGAGAAAGAGCAGGAUAAUGUUCUUACUGGUGCACAAAAUGAACUUAAAAAAGAAAUGGCUAUGUUGCAAAAAAAAGUUAUGAUGGAAACUCAGCAGCAAGAGAUGGCAAGUGUUCGAAAGUCUCUUCAAUCCAUGUUAUUCUGAUGACUCUUUGAAGAAAGAACUUGAACCUAAGUAAUAUACAAUUAUAACAUUAGCUAAGAGGCAUGUCAGUCUUCAGAGUGGUUUAGAAAUUCUAGUUUAAAUUAUAAUACCCUUAAUCAUUAGCUUGUUUCAGUGUAAGACCUUCCUUUCUGUUAAUCCAAAUCAACUCUGAAUAGUUAUGUGAAUGACAGCUAUUACUAAAUGAUAUGUAUCAAGCUUUCAGCUCUUUUUUCUUUUUAACACUGUCAAUUAACUUUUAGCAAUAAAGAUGAUUUAAUUCUAGGUUUUGGUUUCCAUGUAUCUGCAUUAGUCCCCAAACGUAGAAAGCACAGGUAUAGAAGGUUACAUUGUUCUUUAAGAAAAAAGGAAAUACAAAAUCUAUUUUACGUGUACAUCCUUUUCUACAUACUUAAGUUACACAACCAAUUCUAAUGAAAAUAAGAUGAACUUAUGUGCAAGAAUAAAACUGCUAAAAUCAUUAACCUCUGAACAUUAAAUCAACAACUAAGCAAGAUUAUAUAAAUAUCAGUUUUUAAGACAUGGAUUUGUGAAUCUAUAAUUUCCACAAAGAUAGCAAAAUGUCAUUUAAUCGGGCUUGGUCUGCAAUUAAAUAACAAAUGCCCUUAGCACUGAUUAAGUGCACAUCAUUAAUAUACCUAAUUACUUAGGAUUUAAGUGUAUAACAUCUUCUUUAAAAAUAGAAUACCAAGAAUGUUUUUUUUUUCAA